AUGUCAACUCUCGAACAUUAUAUGUUGCCAAGCAGUGAUCCAUAUGCAUUUAUUGAAUUUGCUGAACAUCAACCAGCAGCAAAUGCAUUACUUGCAAUGAACAAACGUUUAGUUAUGGGUAGAGAAAUUAAAGUAAAUUGGGCAACAACAUCAGCGAGUGGAAUAAAUAAAGUUGAUACAAGCAAACAUUUUCACAUAUUUGUUGGUGAUCUAGCACCUGAACUCGAUCAGAAUGCAUUACGCGAAGCAUUUUCUCCUUUCGGAGAAAUUUCAGAAAUCAAAAUUGCUAAAUUUACUGAUACACAAAAACCAAAAGGAUAUUGUUUUAUAUCUUUUACCAAUCAAAGUGAUGCUGAAACAGCUAUUACCAGUAUGAAUGGUCAAUGGCUUGGUACACGAAAGAUACGUACAAAUUGGGCGACAAGAAAAGGACCAAACAAUGAGCCAAUUACUAGUACACGAAAUCGAGAUUCACAUAAUAUUCAAUACGGUCAAGAAUCUUCGUCAUCAAAACUUGAUUUUAAUGAAGUAUGGAAUCGAACGAGUGAUAAAAAUACGACUGUAUAUUUUGGUAAUUGUGGUGAUGUUAGUGAAGAUUUAGUUCGUUCAUGUUUUGAACCAUAUGGUAAAAUAAUAGAAAUACGUAUAUUCAAAGAAAAAGGAUAUGCUUUUGUUAGAUUUGCUACCAAAGAAAAUGCUUGUCAAUCUAUUUGUCAUUUACAUGGUUCAGAUGUUCAUGGUUAUACAGUUAAAUGUGGUUGGGGACGUGAUGAAUCAAAUAAUACUGGAAAUAAUGUAUCGAAUUAUGGAAGUGGUAUGAAUAAUCAAAAUUAUAAAAAUAAUCAAUAUGAUUCUUAUUCUCAAAAUUCUUAUGGUCCACCAAUGAAUCAGAAUUAUAUGAGUAGCGGCGGUGGUGGUGGUGGUAGUGGUAAUAAUGCCGGUUAUGGAAAGUAUGGUGGUAAUUAUCAGCAACCAAAUUAUUCACAACAACAGUACUAUAAUUCUCAACAACAGUGGAAUAAUAAUGGACCACAAUCAUGGGAUCCUUAUUCUCAGUCUGCAGCUAGUGGUUGGAAUAAUAAUAAUAAUAAUAAUACUAAUAAUUACGCACCAAAUUCAAGUCAAUAUUAUGGUCAACAACAAUCCUACAUGUAUUCUUCCAAUUCAAGCUGGGGUCCAUCACAACGUUAA
Messenger RNA from Rotaria sp. Silwood1, 1191 nucleotides. Lineage: Eukaryota; Metazoa; Rotifera; Eurotatoria; Philodinida; Philodinidae. The record is from the annotation of a GenBank genome assembly.